AUGGGUAGAUGGACGAGUAGACAAGAGGAAAAGUAUAGUAGCACUAGGACUGCAUGCAGCACCAGGAACAACUGCAGAAACUCCUGGCACGAACAUAGACUGUAGGAACAAUAGAUAGUAAAUACUGGAAAAUACAACAAAAUGUCAAACGUGAAAAGUCGUAAUCCUCUGGACGAGAUCGGGCUGAACCAGCUGUUUCGAGCAGACACCGUCGGCGAGGACGGGCAGUACGAAGAGGUUGACGAAGACGUGCUGGCAGAUAUGGUGGUACACGACCUGUCGUGUAUAAGUAAAACGCCUGCUCCCAGGCGACCCCAUACCUGGUAGGGUAGUAGAGAUCAAGCAUGUAGUACACUAGUACCAGUUGGUGAGCUUCUCCUAUGCGCGUUCAUUAUUUCGCGCAGCUUGCUGGGGCCGCCCAAAAGAAGCUUUUGCUAAAGAUCGUUCUGGUUCUUGAAAAUCAUAAUCCAAUGAAGAAGGAGAACCUGGCUAUAAAUAAAUGAAUUUUCUGACGUAGCCGCAGAAGUUAGUAGCUUGUCAUGCGCGACUCGCAGUCGCAGAGAGUCUCAAACUAAAGCUAAACUUGUGUAGCAUAGUUGAGUGUGCUACAUGUUGAGCACAACAGGGGUGUUUCGUCGGGGGUCGUUUUCACACGGGAUAGCUGAAGAAGACGGGUACUACGAUGAGGAUGCUUACGCUGAAGAAAAUCACCGUCAGUUGUGUCGUCGUCCUCAAUUUGAAAAAGAAAAAAUGCACCAUGCUUGCUAUAAUGAUAAUUAUUGCACCAUGCAGAAUGUACACUGCGUCGUCGGCAAGAAGUUUAUAAAUUUGCAUUCGUACUACACGAAUGGAUGCGGCAUACAAAUGGAGGGUCGUCCCGCUGCGACUGAUUUUCCCCUACGAUACCCGCCGUCUCUUUUCGACUAGACGAGGCGGGAACUACAACAACAGAACUAAUUCAAAACACCAACCCUCCUCUUCGCCGAACGUGACGAACAAUGGAUCUGAAGCUGGACCUAUCAAAUGUAAAAAUGUCUGGGUCUAGAAGAGUCAUGCUGUUUUUGCAUGACACAGCAGGUCUGGCAUGGAAGCUCUAGGAUCACAGGUUUCGACAAGCUUCCGCAAUGCUGAACCCGCACGAGAAAUCCCCCAUUUUGGUGACAGAAAGUGGGCAGCUUUUGCUACCUAUGCAUGAGAGGUUUUUCUGUGUUCUAAAAUGCGCAUCACAAGUUCAGAUCUUUCCAGACGCAGACAUUUUUGCAAUCCAUAGGACCAGGAUCUGGUGCGACAUCAACAAGCGGCGGCCAACCACAUCAAGCCGACACUAGAAGUAACGGCACGUCGGACGGAGCCGGCGGAGCGCCACCAGCAGUCUCAAAUCAUGUCGGCCUGCUCCCACCUUCCACCAACCACGAGAUCGUUACCUCCCCGCUGCGAGACCACCUACGGACGACCUUGGUGGACGGGUUCGGAGCCGGGAGUGCUGUUGGUGCUUAUGCAAUACAAAGUUUUUUUUACGUUUACUGCACACGUUCACGUACAAAGUGCAUGACAAAUGUUGCCAACUACUACCGGCGAAAGCUUGAGUAGACUUGUCAUACUGCAUUUUUUUGUUGCCCACGGCGAGAAAUUUUGUCAUGCAAUUAAGUAUGCCAGCACGUAUACUUCGUCUUCGUGUUCGGUAAAAAAACUCACUUUGGAUAGUGCUGUCAGAGGUGCAGCUACAAGCGGUGCUACUGGAGGUCCGGAUGGUACUUCUUUGGCUGGAGGAAAUGGCCCAGAUGGUGAUUUCAACUAUGCGGCGGCCCCGCUGGAGCUGCAGCUGUUUGACCAGUUUCGGCAGCACCAGCCUGUCAUAUCCGCUGCAAAUAGUCAAUGACUUGGUCAUACUGUGGAAGACUGCAGAGGAGAGCCAGAGGUUUAUCAUGCCCUGCUAGCAUUACUAAAGAGUUUGUUAUGGCACGUUACCCAAAAGCCCCCUCUUUCCUCUGUCAACAUGCAGAGCCGCACUUUGUCAUGCAGGGGAAAAGACAACACCUAGAAACUCAGAAACUUGUCAUGCUGACGAGCUGUCACUUGUGACGUCCUAUAGGAUUCGCCAACUACCAGCAGCACAAGUUUAUUCCAGACGACCCAGACACAUUUGCAUUUGAUACGUCAACGUCUCCGACGAAAUCGCCGCCAUGGCCGCGGACGCCGCGGUAAUGCAGCAAGACAAUGAGCAGGAGCAUCAAAAUCAAAUGAUGUCCUCUGCUGCCGGAGGUUCUUUCUACAAUAGUGCGCAGCAUCACAGUGGAGGCUCGCUUUCGACAAACCAACAACGCGAGCGGGACGAGCACGAGGUGGAGCAGGAACGGGCGGCCAUUGUGCAGGAGGCCUUGGAGAAACUACGCAGUGUGUUGAACAUGAGCAGUGUAUGAUCUUGUGUAAGAAAGUAUCGUAGUACUCGUAGCAGUUUUGCAAUCAUGUUCAUACAUGAUAAAUGUCCUUCCUGAGGAGCUGCAUUAGCAGUUGUCUUUGGCUUGACCACGCUGAGGAAAUUUGAUGUUGUAUGUGCAAUUCCCACUAGAACAAGCACGAUACUUUUACAAUGCAUACAGUGCUGUCUUGAGCAAGUCCAAAAUGAACCACACGCAGCAGCACCAACUGCAAGGUCAAGCUGGAGUUCCUCUGAGUAGCGCUGCUAAUCACGCGUCGGCUCCUGGAAGGACUUCAGAGCGUGCCGUGCCGUCUUUACCGUCGCGAGCCGCUAGCGGAAACAAGACCGGCGACG
Messenger RNA from Amoebophrya sp. A120, 2773 nucleotides. NCBI's taxonomy places the organism in Eukaryota, Dinophyceae, Syndiniales, Amoebophryaceae. The record is from the annotation of a GenBank genome assembly.